CUGUUGGAGAAGGCUAAGUUAAUCAGUUGAAGAAAAAGUUAAACAAUCUUUGAACUGACAAAUCAUUCGUGUUUGGAUUUAAAAAUACGUUUACAUGACAGGACAUAUUGUUGUUUAGUGGAUAUUGUACUAUUGUUGAAUGUCAAUGUAUAUGGACAAAAUGCAGCCGAUAUCUUUGGCUAUAAGCAGGUCGUCGGCAUUUAGCCGACCACGUUCAAGUUCGCCGAUUGACGUUGAAAACACUGCUGAGGACCUUUCAAAGAAAGAUAUAUCACCAAUGUCAUCCCCUUGUGGCAGCGACAGGCUUUCACCGGAUAUCAGUGACACAAAAAUGUGCAAUGGACGUGUUAAUUUUGCUGAAAAUAAUUCUUCUUUUAAAACGCCAUUACGAUUUGGCGUGGACUCUAUUAUAUCACACAGUCCACAUACGGACUCUAUGAAAGAGGGAUCAAAACCAGAACAGCGAUCACCUCAUAGGGCGCAUUCGCCUAUUAGGGAUAGAGACCGUGACUCGGACACAAGUUUGAAUCUUUCACCACGGUCAGACAGUUCUAGUCCCCAUUCGACGUCAUCACCGCAGGAACAUCAUAAAUCUCAUAUAUCUUCAUUUAGUAUGGAUGAGAUAUUAGGGAAAACCCCGCCAGUGUCUCACAAAUCUGAUCCAACAACAAGCCCAGCGUAUGUUCCGAGUCCGGCACAUGAAACGAGGUGGCCCGGGGGUCUGACAGUUGGUGCCGGUUUCCCCUGGCUUCCAUCAUCAAGAAUUUCGCCUCCUCCUAAUGCUGUUAGCCCCCAAAGAAUAAAUCCACAAAAAUGUACCUUACGAAAACAUAAAACCAACCGGAAACCAAGGACUCCUUUUACGACAUCUCAACUUUUGGCGCUAGAAAGGAAAUUUAGACAAAAACAAUACCUGUCUAUAGCAGAGCGUGCAGAAUUUAGUGCUUCUUUAAAUUUAACUGAAACACAAGUUAAAAUUUGGUUCCAAAAUCGACGCGCCAAAGCGAAGAGACUUCAUGAAGCGGAAAUAGAAAAAUUAAAAAUGGCCGCUAAGCCGAUGCUACCUCCAGCACUUGGUAUUACGUUUCCGGCUGCAGCUGCGCUGUACGGUGCUCAUCUUGGACGGUCUCAAAUUAUAGCAAAUCCUUUUGGUCCCUUUUCUUAUAAUUCCUACCCGGCAACGAGCAUGUAUCACCAUUAGUCACGUGACAUUUAGACGGAUUUUAUAAGUCUGACGAUUACUUUACGGUAUCUCGAGUACAUGCUUGCGGGGAGAAAAUGAUAUAUUUAUUAAAAGAAAAACUUCUCUUAGCAGCUUUCCAUGAUAAAAUCAUCCACAGCAUUAUGGCAGUAACAAGAAUAAUCAAAAUAUGAUUUUGUCUCUGGAAAGAAAGGAAUAGAAGGCUAUUAAAAUGUCAUUUACACAUUUAUAAAUGACCUUGAACUUUAACCGAUCGUUUUAUCGGGAAAGAGAGAGAGAGAAGAAUCUUGGCAUUAAAUUUGCAUCCUCGACGGUUCUCCAGUAUUCAGAUCGCUAGAAUCUGGUUUCCUCGUGUUCACGGAAGAAAUAUUGUGUAUUUAUAGAAAUGUGUUCUAUAAAACAUAUUAUGAAUAUUUGUUAGCGUUGUUUUUGAAAGAUAAUAAAUUAUAUAUAAUUUCAAA
This is a messenger RNA of Ruditapes philippinarum (Manila clam), 1662 nucleotides long. Its product is annotated as homeobox protein MSX-2-like. Gene Ontology annotation, cellular component: nucleus. Bases 140 to 1201 code for a protein of 353 amino acids. The transcript is spliced from 2 exons. Gene Ontology annotation, biological process: regulation of transcription by RNA polymerase II; embryonic morphogenesis. NCBI's taxonomy places the organism in Eukaryota, Metazoa, Mollusca, Bivalvia, Venerida, Veneridae. The record is from RefSeq and is a predicted model, not a curated record. Gene Ontology annotation, molecular function: DNA-binding transcription factor activity, RNA polymerase II-specific; RNA polymerase II transcription regulatory region sequence-specific DNA binding.